Molecule: messenger RNA, 1872 nt
Organism: Naegleria fowleri
Lineage: Eukaryota; Heterolobosea; Eutetramitea; Acrasida; Naegleriidae
Exons: 1
Coding region: 1-1872 (623 amino acids)
Biological process (GO): tRNA modification; negative regulation of cyclin-dependent protein serine/threonine kinase activity
Cellular component (GO): mitochondrion; cytosol
Molecular function (GO): tRNA-2-methylthio-N(6)-dimethylallyladenosine(37) synthase activity; 4 iron, 4 sulfur cluster binding
Source: RefSeq, a predicted model, not a curated record
AUGAAGCAAGGCUUUUCUUCCAUGUUUAAAAGAAGAUGCAACACCUCUUCGGGAUUGAAUUUAAAAUCAUCAUCCUUGCAUCAUCAUCAUUGGAACCAAAAGAAGUGCAACCUCCUCAUAAAAUAUACUUCUCCUAUUAGUAGUACUCGGAGAAAUAUUUCUCGGAAAGAAGAACAAACAACGAGUGCGGAAAAACCAUGGACAAAUGGACCCGGUUUGGAGUACUUUAUGAACAAAGCGAUGAAUAAUAAGUUGGAUGUCACCUCCAACAAUGGUGAGCAAGAUGUUUUAGAAUCAAACUCUCCAUCUUUCUCAACAACACCAAAACAAAGAGGUGUUUUUAUAGAAACAUAUGGAUGUCAGAUGAACGUUUCUGAUACACAAAUAAUUUUAAGUAUAAUGAACAAAGCUGGAUACAAACUGGUUGAGAAGGAAGAGGAAGCAGAUGUUAUUCUUUUAAAUACUUGUGCAAUUAGAGAAAAUGCUGAAAACAAAAUUUGGAUUCGUUUGCACAAUUUGAAGAAGAAACGAUUUAUGAAUAAGCAAUUACAUAAUUUUCAUCCAGAUUUAUAUCCUGUGAGUGGUGUUCAAGUAGGCGUGCUGGGAUGCAUGGCUGAGAGACUGAAAACUAAACUCAUUGAAACUAAAAUGGUUGAUGUAGUGGUUGGUCCAGAUCAAUAUCGAGAAUUGCCAAAUCUGUUAGUAAAGAAUGAAGAAUCUGAAUUGGAAAAUCGUAGAAAACCGGAAGAGGGUAAUGAUGUGGUGGAAGGAAGACAAGCUCAAAUUAAUGUCAUGCUUUCUCAAGAUGAAACAUAUGCAGAUAUUGAACCUAUCCGUGUUGGAGACACUGGCAAAAGUGCAUUUGUAUCUAUUAUGAGAGGUUGUGACAAUAUGUGCUCGUACUGCAUUGUUCCAUUCACAAGAGGAAGAGAACGAUCAAGAGAUAUUAAAAGUAUUUUAGAGGAAGUGAAGCAACUAUCAAAGAAUGGUGUGAAAGAAGUUACUCUAUUAGGUCAAAACGUGAACUCAUAUCGUGACACUUCUCCAAGCGAAUUCCAAGACAAAUAUGCUCAUUUAUCUGAGAAGAUCAUUGAAAACACGGAUGGAUUUAAAUCAAUUUACAAACCAAAAGUUGGAGGAAUUACAUUUACAGAAUUAUUGUACGAGGUCUCACAAAUUGAUCCUGAAAUGAGAAUUCGAUACACAAGUCCGCAUCCUAAGGACUAUCCUGACAAUCUUAUUGAACUAAUUCGUGAGACUCCAAAUAUUUGUAAACAAAUUCACCUUCCAGCACAAAGUGGAAGUAGCAAAGUAUUGGAAUUAAUGCGAAGAGGUUAUACAAGUGAGUCCUAUAGAAAGUUAGUAGACAGAAUUAAGGAAAGAAUUCCAAACGUUGCUCUCUCAUCAGAUUUCAUUGCUGGUUUUUGUGGAGAAACUGAAGAAGAUCAUCAACAAACAUUAGAUUUAUUGAAUUAUGUCAAAUAUGAUCAGGCAUAUCUUUUUGCAUAUUCCUUGAGAGAGAAAACACAUGCUCAUCGAAAUUACCAAGACGACGUUCCUCCAGAGGUUAAGAAUCAACGAUUGAACGAAUUAGUUCAAACCUACAAAAACAAUCUAUCACAACAAUAUGCUAAAGAAGUUGGAACUCAACAAUUAGUAUUAAUUGAUUCGAGUUCAAAGAGAGAUCCAGAAAACUAUUGGGUUGGAAGAACUGAUAACAACAAAAGAGUGGUCAUUCCCAAAUGGGGAGAUUAUGGUAUUGGAGAUUAUGUGAGUGUUACAAUUGGAAAUUGGGGUGGUCAGACUUUAUUUUGUGAUUUGGAAAAACCAAUAGAAAGGACAUCACUUCAAGCAUUCUAUCAAAGACAAUAA